Molecule: messenger RNA, 3119 nt
Organism: Conger conger (European conger)
Lineage: Eukaryota; Metazoa; Chordata; Actinopteri; Anguilliformes; Congridae
Product: beta-1,4-galactosyltransferase galt-1-like
Exons: 2
Coding region: 1037-2458 (473 amino acids)
Source: RefSeq, a predicted model, not a curated record
CAUUAUCUGACAGAAUUGCAGGGGUGCCAAUACUUUUGUCCAUGACUGUAUAUAUAUAUAGGGGUGGCACGGAUGAUGCAGUGGGUAGCACUGCCGCCUUGAAUCCCGGUCGGCCGGGGCCUCUCUGUGUGGAGUUUGCAUGUUCCCCCCGUGUUCGCGUGGGUUUCCUCCGGGUACUCCCACAGUCCAAAGACAUGCAGGUUAGGCUGAUUACAAACCCCCAAGGGUGGCCUGUAGUGUAGUGGUUAAGGUAAAUGCCUGGGACACGCAAGGUUAGUGGUUUUUAAAUUAGCCUAGAUAUGACACUUCCCUGCUGAAUUUUUUUUUUUUUUAAACCCUGCAAAAAACAUCAACAACAACAACAACAAAAAACAGCUUAGGUAAGGUUUUGAAACAGCCGGUAGCUGGUUGACCAGUUCAACCAGCUCCAUACUCAACAUAGUUUGACCAUCUCGAGCUAUGUUUUGAAACAGCUGGUAACUGAAAUAGCUGAAUUCUACGCCAGGGUUAUCAAUUCACUGACACUUUAUUCGAUACCAGACCUUGUCUGGCUUGCUUCAACUUUGUAUUGUGUCUGCGUAAAACACGAAGAUUAAAAGUUACAUUGCACCCGUUCGUCGAAUUAGCUGCUUUGCCACCUCCAGUAGGCUAGUAUUGUGAUCACGUAGUUGUCUUCAUUCAUUACCGUUUGGACGCAGAUGAACAAUCAAUCAAUAGGGGCGUUGUAUACGUGAAAUUUUCAAAAGAUCACAAAAGGCACCAACAUCCCUAUUGGGCCACACCUCAGAUCUAAGUCAUCUUUACAGCUAAAUGAUCUAGCUUCAGAAUAAGCCUCCGAGUCACCACCAAAGAAAUACGAGUAGCCUUCGCUGCUUCUGAUUUGAUAAUCAGACCUCUUCCUCAUUCCUCAAAUAUAUUUAAUCAGCAUUUAAAAGUGAAACAUUUCUGGGGUUCUUCAGAAGGCUUACGUACGGAUGGAAAUACUCACGUCCUCACUCAGGCUUCACAAGGUUUGAAAGACAUCAGCUGGUUCUACAUGGAGAAAAAAAUGUUAUUGAAAUGGCAAUUAUGCAUUACAGUCAUCUUUGUAUUAACGAAUGCCAUGUGGAUGAAUCGUAAGAAUUUCAGCUUAAGCCUUUAUGUACAUGAUGACACAAUUAUCCAUAAUGAUGACAGUCCAAUACACUCAAGCCAGACAACUAUAACCCCAAUUAAGAACGCAAAACAGACAACUGUAACCCCAGUUAAGAACUCAAAACAGAAAACUAUAACCCCAGUUAAGAACUCAAAACAUUUAAUGGUUUCUGCCUUCAAAGACCACAGGGUAAAGGGAGCAACUCGGAUCAUUAGCAUCUUAAACAGAGACCACCUGCAGCCACUGUUUUGUAUUUUCUGUUGUGGAAACAAUUAUUCCACUCAAGCAGAAAUAGAUAUGCACAGUGACAAUUUAGGAUUUUCAUAUGGGACUACUGAUGUGCUGUGUAAAAAUAAACCAAACUGCGAUGCCACACAUGUCACACUCUCUCUCCUGCCAGACAAGGUGGACAGCAACAUAGACUUCCUACCAAUACAGAACCAGAAAUGGCAAGAGGAAGCCUUCCCAUAUGAAUUUACAGUUUGCAUCUCCAACCUAUUUGCAAGCUAUAACAAUGUCCUUCAGUUUGUACAGGCUAUGGAAGUGUACAGGCUCCUGGGUAUUCAGAGAGUGGUUAUCUACAACACCAGCUGUGGUCCAGACCUUGAGAAGGUGCUGCAUUACUACAGUGAGGAGGGCAUGCUGGAAAUUGUACAAUGGCCAAUAGACCAAUUCCUCAACCACUCCAAAGGCUGGAACUUCAAAAAGCACGGGGGGGACAUGCAAUACUAUGGUCAACUGACUACUCUUAAUGAGUGCAUCUACAGAAACAUGUACAGGUCCCGGUAUGUGCUGCUAAAUGACAUUGAUGAGAUCAUUAUGCCUUACCAACACGCAAACUUGCAUCUGCUCCUGGAAGACCUCCAACACCAACAACCAAAUGUGGCUGUUUUUCUCAUUGAGAACCACAUUUUCCCGAAAAGCCAGUUUGAUGAGAGCGGUCGGUUCAACCGCACAGAGUGGAAGAAGGUGCCAGGGAUCAACAUCCUGGAACAUGUCUACAGAGAGCCAGACAGGAAGCACGUUUUUAAUCCUACCAAGAUACUUGCCAAUCCCAGGCAGGUAGUGCAGACGUCUGUGCACUCAGUCCUAAAGAAUUAUGGAGGUACUUAUAGGGUACCGCCAGAUGUGUGCAGAAUUGUGCAUGUCAGAGGGCCCCUACAAGGAAGCCUCACCAAGGAACAACUGUUUGUAGACAAAAAGCUUUGGGAAUUUGAAAAGGCCCUCCUGCCAAAUGUUGAUAAUGUAUUGAAGAAAUCUGGGAUCUUCAAUAGAAGUGUCUACAGGGUUUUAUUUUUAUUUUCUGUAAAUGUGAAGUUUUAAUUCUCUGCACUUUUAAUGAGUGAGUGCCAAGCGAGUGCCAAGAUUGUUCCUAUAGCAUUUGGGUGAAUGGGAAGGAAUGAAACCUGAAUUAAUAUUUAUUUAUUUGUCUGGAGUGGACUCUGAGUGUUUCCACUUCUAUUUAUACAAUAAUUUGGAGAUUAAUGAUUUUAGCACAUUCUUCUGUUGAUUGAUAUGUUUUUGUAGAGCAAUCCAUUCUGAAUUUAUCGAUAUGCUUAUUCUUUUGAGUAUUCCACUUGCACGAAUGUAUCGAUUGUCCAUCAGCUCACACUUUUAUGCAGAAAGAAUUCCUAUCUUGUGGCUGAUGAAAGCAUUCGUACCUCAUGUUACGACAGAAUGUUAACUAAUUUUAAGAAUGUCAAACUACAUUCUUACAAUGGACCAGUUUGUUGGUUGGGUGAUUUUGGUAUUUCUAGUCUUGAAUCUUUUCUAAAAAUAUUUAUAUGCACUGCAAUUCAUUUUUAAAUAUGUGACCUUUCCAUUACGAACUUUUUUUGAACUAUGUGUCGAUAUCACAUUGCUCUAUGCUGUUCUGUAUUGCGUUUGAUAUUUCUGAAGCUAUAAACCCAAAAAAUCAUACGUUAAAAUGGUGAAAUACAAAGGUUAACUCUUAGAACAAUGAUUUAUGAUAUUGGAAACCUAA